AUGAGUGACUCUGCAAGCUACAAAAAGCUCAAGCAGAUUGGGGAAGGUGGGUUCUCUCAUAUCUAUUUAGUUGAAAAGGAAACGGGUGAGAAAUAUGCAAUGAAAUCAUACAAAACGCACUCCACGCAAUCGGAAAUCAAACUCCAGUUUUAUCGCGAAAUCAAAUACCUGUCCUCGUUGAAACAUGAAAACAUCAUUUCUCUCCUCCACGUGUUUGUCGACCAAAACCUCGUCUCUAUUAUUCUUCCCCUUUGCGACUGUUCUCUCGAUAUGGAACUUACGGUCCCACGGUCAUUAGAAGAGAAGUAUUUGUAUGUUCAAAACAGAUUUGCUCAAAUCCUUCAAGCCGUGCAAUACCUUCAUUCAAAUUGUAUAGUUCAUCGCGAUAUAAAGCCUUCAAACUUCCUCAUCAAAGACAACAAACUCUAUUUGACUGACUUUGGAAACGCCAAAACGGUGCAUCCAAACGUCCAUAUCAAGUCGAAUAUGGUCUCUAUUUUCUAUAGACCGCCAGAAAGUUUUAUAUGUACAACGGAAUUCCCUUUUGCAAUAGACAUCUGGUCGAUUGGAUGUGUCUUUUACACCCUAUUAACUGGUGUGAUACUUUUCGAAGCAAAUUCGGAGUUUGAGGUUUGUGCAAAGAUCGGGGAGAUGUUCGACUUGGAGAUGCAGGACGCUAUUAAUGACGACAAAAUACGUGACGCUCAUAUCGACAAGAGUAAAUUCGAAAAAAUAGAUAUCAUAACAGAGAAGACCUUUGCUAUACUGACGAAUUGUCUUGCCUUCGACCCAUCCAAACGUCCGUCGAUCGAUGAGCUUCAACAGAUGGCCUGUUUUUAA
Molecule: messenger RNA, 840 nt
Organism: Entamoeba invadens IP1
Lineage: Eukaryota; Evosea; Mastigamoebida; Endamoebidae
Exons: 1
Coding region: 1-840 (279 amino acids)
Biological process (GO): mitotic DNA damage checkpoint signaling; protein phosphorylation
Cellular component (GO): cytoplasm; nucleus
Molecular function (GO): ATP binding; protein serine/threonine kinase activity
Source: RefSeq, a predicted model, not a curated record